UUUCUUUCUUACUUUUUUUUUUUUUCAUUUAGUGGCAAUAACGUAAUAAUAUGACGUUAACGCCAACUAUUGAAAAUGAUAAUAUAUCUCAUUCUGACUUGGAUCAACAACAUGUUCCUAGUAUUGUCAUAAGUCAGGAGGAUAGUCUUAUCGAAACAAAUGAAAUAUUACCAGUCUCACCUCAAGAAACACAGUUGGAAGAAAUACCUACUCAGCAACCUAGCCCAUCUCUUAUUCAAGAAGAAAGUAAUCAUGUCUCAAUUAACUCCUCUUGUGAUAGUCCUUCUAUUGUACCUGAACUUGAAACUGAACAACCUACAACGGAAGAUAUAAAAGUCAGUAUCACGUCAACCAAAACUCAACCUGAAGUUUCAGCUACCAAUAUUGAUAUGACAACUGAAUCUAUCACGACAACACCAGCUCCUGCAAUGGAUGUAACAGUAGCAGCAGAUACCAUACUUCAAGGUUCAGUGGCUCAAUAUUAUCAAAAUAAGAAUAUUCUUUUGACAGGUGCCACUGGUUUUAUUGGUAAAGCGGUACUUUGGAAAUUGAUUCACUCCCUUGGUCGUAACCUGGGUCGUAUCUAUCUCUUGGUGCGAAAUGGAAAUACAAAACGAAGUAAAAUGGGUCGACCUAAUGAUCGUAUUAAAAAUGAAAUAUUGAACAACAAGGCGUUUGUCUCUCUUCGACAUAGUAUGGGAGAAUCAGUGUUUGAUACUAUUAUUCAAAACAAAAUCAUUCCUAUUAGUGGCGACAUCAUUUCUCCCGACCUUUCAAUGUCUCAUGAAGAUCGUGAAAAUGUGAUAGAAAAUGUACAUGUGGUGAUUCAUUGUGCUGCAACCGUGGAUUAUCAUGAACGAUUGGAUUUGGCUUUAGAGACAAACACUUUGGGUACUUUGCGAUUGAUGGAUUUAGCUGAUGAAUGUGUUCGAAUGGAAUCUUUUGUACAUGUAUCUUUGGCUUAUUUGAAUGCAAACUUACCUGAUGGUCAUAUUCAAGAACGUGUAUAUCCUAUGGAUUUGGGUGAUCCAGAAGAUCUAUUGAAAGAAAUUGUGGCUCUCGAACUACAAGAUAUUCCAAAAAUGACCCAACGCAUCUUACAACACUAUCCAAAUACCUAUACCUUUACCAAAUCAUUGACCGAACAUCUGAUACUAAAACGUGUGGAUUACAAUCGUGUAGAAGAAAUUCAAGGUGGAAAAGCGCAAUGGCCUAUAUCAAUAGUUCGUGCUACUCAUGUGGGUGCUGGUGCUUUGGAACCCCUUCCUGGUUGGGUGGAUGGUGUCACUGGAAUGAAUGGUAUGGUGUUUUUGAUGGGUCAUGGUAUUCAAGUACUUCAACCUGAUAUUGGAAACAAUAUUGCUGAUAUUGUACCUGUGGAUUUCCUUUCUCGUGUCAUCAUUGGAAGCCCAGUUCAUACUUCAUCUCCUGGUGUCAAAUUUGUUCUCCCUUACAAUGAAAUUCUUCGUGAUGAUGAAGAGCCCACUCGACAAAGAUUACCUCAAGUUCAAUACUUUCCUAUCAUCCAUCAAGUAUCAGCUAGGAACAUGAAACCUGUAUCAUGGAAACACAUCUAUGAAUCCGUUCGUCACUAUUGGACAAGAAAUACCAAAGCAACUCUACCUACUGCUGAACAAUACUUUGUAUCCAACAAAUCAUUAUUUAAAGCUCGUUUAUUUAUGAAAUACCAAUUACCCCAAUCAUUGAACGCCGUAUCUGCCGCUAUCAGUGGAAACGGCAGCAGCAAUACCAGCAAUGCAUUUGGAACAAACAAUCGUAUGGAACUGAAUGUGAUCAACCGGACUGUUGAAGUAGCAUCAAGAAUGGCGGAAGCAAACCAACCUUUAUUAAGACAUCAAUGGCUCUUUGAAAAUGACAAUGUAUAUAAAUUAGAGUCACAUUUGGAAGUCGAUCCUGAUUUCCAACUCUCUGGUUUCUAUACAAAUGGAUUUGAUUGGGAUUCUUAUAUGACGAACUUUAGUUAUGGUGCACAUAUUUAUAUUGCUCAAGGCCCUAUUGGUACUCGAAAUUUGACAUUGGCACCUGGUUGGGACUGUGCUCUUUUCUCCAAGGUACCUGUCGUACGGAAUUCAAUCAUUGACCGACAAAUCGAAUCUGUAGUCUUUAGUUUGGCCGACAUACAAAAACGAACAGAUCGCAUGUUGACGCAGGUCAUUACUUCUCUGGAACAACCAACGCUGGCUCAAUUAGGUUCACUCAAUGGAUUGAAUGACAGCAACAAUAGUAAUAACAACAAAAAGUUAUCGGAAGAUUGGAUUGCUGAUUUUGAUACAAGUUUGGACGAUUGGUGUCAUGAUGAUUCAGGUAUCCUUACUGAUGGUAAACAUACAGCGGAUCUUGGUAGAUGGGUAACUCGAAUUGGUGAACAUGAUGAAGCUAUCAAGAUUAUUGUUCUAAAUGAUCGUCGAGUUGGUGCAAGUAUUCGUCAGAUCAUAGAAUCGUCUGGUGUUCCUCAACAAACUGUAGUUGGAGAAGCACUAAAAAUCGUUCAAAGGAUGCGUGAACGUACACAAUUGGCCUAUGUUUGGUUUGCUGGUUCUUUCUUGGAUGCACUAUUCAAACGCCUUUUUGCAUGUAUUCGUGUGCGCGAUGAAGAUAUUUUCAAGUUGAAGGAACAAAUUAAAGGAAAAAAUGUUGUCUAUGUUCCAGUAUCGAAAACGUUAUUGGAUCAACUCUUGGUUUGGUAUAUUUGUCUCCGAUAUCAUUUACCUGUUCCUGCGAUCGUCUGCGAUGAAGCUUUGGCACUUCUUGGACCUAUAUCUGAUAUUCUUCGUAUUGCUGGUGCUUACUUUAUACGACGUGAUAAAAUGACAAGAUCUCCGUUAAACACAGCAGUCGCAGCUGCAUAUACUGAAGCUUUAUUACAUGAACAUGGUGCUCUCUCGAUGUUACUUGAACGGGCGCGAUCUCGAACUGGCCGAAUACAAGCGGUAUAUGCAGAUGGUAUUCUUGAUAUGGUGGUAGAAGCAACGAUAGAAGGAAAUCAACAAGUGCCUAGAACAUUAAACCAACAAUCAUCUCCUCCAUCACCUGCACCUUCUUUUGAUAGUCAUCAAACGACAACAUCUUCCCUUGAUUCAUCGACAGGAAAAGAAACAGUGGUGGUGCCCAUUCAUAUCACGUAUGAAAAGAUACCCGAUCUUCGUAUGUUGAUUGAUCAAGUAUUGGAUCAAAAAGCAAAAGAAGCCAAGGUGGAUCCUCCUGCUACUCUUGAUGGUACUCCAAUGAAAGGUGCUGCAACUACUCGAUUGUCACGUUCAACCUCAUUCCUUCGUCCAAGUACAUCUGUUGCUGGUCGUGCUGCCAGUAAAGAAAAUGGUAUGGUUGAGAAUGGGAAAUAUGGGAGAGUCUACGUUGGUAUUGGAAACGUGGUGGAUAUCAACAAAGCAAAAGAUCAAGUCUUGGACUCUUUGGAUAAGAAUGAAAGUCUCUCUUCAGUGGAUAAACAUGCCAAAAUAGCAGCUCAUAUUGCCAAAUCGGUCCAACACCAACAACACUCAUCCACUAUCGUCAGUCCUGUCUCAGUCAUUGCUGCAAUUGUACUUUUUGGUCGCACAAGCAAUGGUAUUUCUUUGGGUAAAAUCAAUGGACAUGCUGAGUGGCUCAGAAAUGAAGUGAGGGAAAAAGGAAUGUCAAUUGAUUGGCAAGAUGGUGAAGAUGCAGAAACCAUUGUUGCAUACUCAUUGAAUUUAUUGGAUAUCAAGACCAACAUCAUCAUUGAAGGAGGUAAAAGGAUCAAUGAGAAUACAACCAUCCGAGUAGUGGAUCAUGCGGACAAUGUGAUGGAUUUAUCUUAUAUGGCAAAUCAGAUCAUUGAAAUCUUUUUGCCUGAAGCAAUUUUUUCUGUGGUGUACUUAUCCUAUGGACCUAAAAGUGUGUUAACUCGUGAUGAACUAUUUGCCAAAUUUACUUUCCUAGUUCGGCUUUUGAAAGAUGAGUUUAUCUAUACUUGGAAUAUUGUUGAAACAUUCGACCAACUACUGCAAUGGUUUUCUAGUAAAGGAUUCUUAGUUGUCAAAGGUGAUCAUCAAUUUGAAAAAUCAGUGAUGCAUGAUUCUGAUCACAAGGAUUACAACCAGAUAUGCUUGUUUGCUUCAUUUUUAUACCCAACUUUGGAUGCCUAUUGGAUUACGUCUUGUUCAUUGUCGGCUCUUCGUGAUUUACCUUAUAUGCCUCGCAAGAUUGUCCCUGUGCUCUCUCAGUGGAUUGCUGCUCAUCUGAUUAGUGGGCGAAGGACAGUGUAUCGGGAAGUAUUGUCAACUGAAGCAAGUCAAAAUGCUGUGGACAACUUUAUGGCCAUUGGAUUCAUCGAUGCAGUUCACCCCAAGACAAAACUAUCACCCGAUGCUCAAAUAUUAUUAUUGGAACUUGGCAUUAAAACAAAUGAAGAUCUGGUUAUGGUGUCUGAUCGAAGUCAUGGAAAAGACAAUGUCUAUGACGAAAAGAAUGGAAACUCUCAAGUGGACAGCAACAGUGAUAUUUUAUCUCAGUUACUUGAUAUUGCAUCGUUAUGUCAUGAAAUUGAAAAAUAUCGAUUUGGUGCGGGUGAUGCACAACUUCUUGGUUUACGACAAAAUGCACAAGUAUUCGACAAGUGUCAAAAUCAAAUUCGAAGCAUUUUACGGGCAGAGCAAAGUUACUCAAGUCAACAUGGUAUGCAAUUGAUUCGUGAUGAAGAUCAAAUGAUUCAACUGGUCUACUCCUUGAAGGCAUCGGCCAAUGUAGCCUUGACAGCAGAUGGCUCUGGAAAUGGAAGAAACCCAAGACGUGUGUCAGAAGCUUACAAUUUAAAAUCAUCCUACCGGGAUAAUACUCUUUAGCUUAGUUUGAUCUGUAUUCUUUUUCUUUUUCUUUUUUUUUUUUUUUGUUACCCU
Messenger RNA from Halteromyces radiatus, 4895 nucleotides. Its product is annotated as male sterility protein-domain-containing protein. Gene Ontology annotation, biological process: long-chain fatty-acyl-CoA metabolic process. NCBI's taxonomy places the organism in Eukaryota, Fungi, Mucoromycota, Mucoromycetes, Mucorales, Cunninghamellaceae. Gene Ontology annotation, molecular function: acyltransferase activity; alcohol-forming very long-chain fatty acyl-CoA reductase (NADP+) activity. The coding region runs from base 51 to 4841 and encodes 1596 amino acids. Gene Ontology annotation, cellular component: intracellular membrane-bounded organelle. The transcript is spliced from 14 exons. The record is from RefSeq and is a predicted model, not a curated record.